Messenger RNA from Rotaria sordida, 453 nucleotides. The record is from the annotation of a GenBank genome assembly. Lineage: Eukaryota; Metazoa; Rotifera; Eurotatoria; Philodinida; Philodinidae.
AUGGGUAAUAACUUCAAACGAAAAAAACGUACUGCUCAAGUUGCUCCACAACAAGCCGUAGUAUAUCUCUAUCCUCAACAACAAGCAGUUCGAUAUAAUCCAGCUCUAGGUCAAUGGCAACAACAAGUAACUUAUGGAGGUGCAUCAAUAUCACCAAUUAAUACAAGUCAACCAAUAUAUGAAAAUGAUAGUUUUCUUUCAAAUUUAACAGGUUGGUCUGUAGAAGAUAUUAAGCGAUUACGAGAAGAAUUUAUCAAUUAUACUAAUCAAUAUGGUUUAGUAGAUCGUGAUGGUUUUCGAAGACUUUUUGUUGCUUCAUUACUUAAUACGACAUGGCAAGGACUUGAACUUAAUACUGAAGCAGUUUUUCGUUAUUUUGAUUUAAAUCAAUCAGGUGCAUUAGAUUUUAAUGAAUAUAUUAUGGCAUGUUUACGUAUGACUAAUGGAAUGUAA